Molecule: messenger RNA, 7359 nt
Organism: Bombina bombina (fire-bellied toad)
Lineage: Eukaryota; Metazoa; Chordata; Amphibia; Anura; Bombinatoridae
Gene: CBX2
Product: chromobox 2
Exons: 5
Coding region: 68-1492 (474 amino acids)
Biological process (GO): negative regulation of transcription by RNA polymerase II
Cellular component (GO): heterochromatin; PRC1 complex
Source: RefSeq, a predicted model, not a curated record
UGGCUUUGUGUUGGGACUCGUGUUCGGGAAGUGACCCGGAAGAUACCCCCAUACCGCCUCGGGUACCAUGGAGGAGCUGAGCGCGGUCGGGGAGCAGGUGUUCGCGGCGGAGUGUAUCCUGAACAAGAGGCUACGUAAGGGCUCCGUGGAGUACCUAGUGAAGUGGAGAGGUUGGUCCUCCAAGCAUAACAGCUGGGAGCCAGAGGAGAAUAUUCUGGAUCCAAGGCUGCUCCUGGCAUUCCAGAAGAGGGAACAAGAGAAGGAGCUGCGAAAUAGAAAGAGAGGGAAGAGGCCACGAGGAAGACCCCGCAAAAAUGUGGAGUUGGAUAUUCCACCAAAGCCAAAAUCCAGCAGCUCCUCUUCAUCGUCCUCCUCAUCAUCUUCAUCCUCUUCUUCCUCAUCGUCGUCCUCUGAUGACAGUGACACAGAAACAAAGAAAGCUCCUCGUCCUAGAGAAUCUCACCCUGUGCCACAAAAGAAGGCACAGGCUGUGGUGGCCAGGCCAGAUCUUAAGGAGCCUGUGCGCAAAAAGCGUGGAAGAAAACCCCUGCCUCCUGAGGAAAAGGCUGCCAGGAGGGCAAAACCGGGACCAAAGGGUACAUUGAGCAAGCUGCAGCCAGUGCAUAGUCCUCAAAGCUUCUCUGCCCUCAAAACUCAAUCCAAGGAGACAUCUUUGCCCAGCAACAAUAGACCUGGGGGAUUAUCUGCAGAGCUAUUGUCCAGCAUUGCCAAGAAUUCCCCUAGCCAACCAAAUGGAAAUUCUCCUCGGGGGCUUAGCUGGCAAAGCUCUAUUGUACAUUAUAUGAACCGUUUAACUCAAAGCAACACACAGUCCAACACAAAAAUGACCAGCUCCACAUUUGGUGCAAAGAGGACCUGUCCAGACCCAAAGAGUGCUUCCAAAAUUCGGCCAGAUGUUGGAAUUAACCCUCCUACUCCAAAACCACACAAACCUCAUGAAACAGAGGAGCAGUCUCAUUCAAGUCCAGUGGCCCAAACUGCGACAAAUGGUGGAGCCAACAACAGAGAAAGCAGUAGUCAGACUGUAACUAUUCAGAGUAAGACACAGGGAUUGGCAGCUCAUACAGGAAACCAGGCUGGGUCCCAGCUAACGAAAAAUAAUGGGUCCUCCCAAACUGGAAAUGCAAUUGGCAAAGGAGAAAAAGUGACCCGGAAAGCUGGAGGAAUUGGGGAUUCCAGGCAAGGAGCUACAGCACCCCCAGGAAGUAAACCUGCAGGGGAUAGAGGGCCGCAGAUUGAGAGACCUGGGGAGCUGGCAGAACUAAGUACUGGAGAGGACAGCAGCCUGGACUCCGACCACGAUUCGUCUCUUUCCAGUCAAGAUAUGUCAGUUCAGGCUGGCCAGGACUGGAAGCCAGCCCGUAGCUUGUUGGAGCAUGUAUUUGUGACAGAUGUCACAGCCAACCUUAUAACUGUCACUGUUAAGGAAUCUCCCACCAGUGUUGGCUUCUUUAACAUGCGCCACUUCUGAAGGCAUUGAGGAUAUAAACCAAGCGAUGUUCAGAGAUUUGCUUUUCAAUCACACUUCUGCCUCCUUGCAGAAAAUAACAUUUCUGCUCCAAGACUUAUUUUUUUUACUGUUUAGUUGCUUAAACCUCUCAAUAACAAGUGUUUAAGUUGCCCAAUAGACUAAUUCCUAAUUGCAGGUUACAAUUGUGCCUGUCCAUUAGGAUUAUGCAAAGCAUCUUCUUUUUUUUUUUUUUUUUUUUUGUUAAAAUAUUUUAUGGUAUGAUGUUUAUGGAAAUUCUCAAUUUAUUCUAUUUUUAUUUUAUUUUUUUAAGUAAUGGUUGCUGGCUUUUUCAAAGAUGCUAUGUGUCUCUACCUGAGGAUGCUAUGUGCUUUAAUAUUAGCAGCUUAAGAAGAAGUUGGGACUGUGGUUUGUCAAACCAAGUAGCUAUAUUUCAGCUGCAUUAGGUCGUUUUGAGAGUAGCGUGAAUAGAUGGAAAUACUUCACUUAAAUCAGAAUCUUGGUUAGAUUUAUUCACAUUAAACCAAAAUACUGGUCAAGCCUUAACUACAGGAAGAGCUGUGCCUAGACAUUAUUGUCACAUGCAGCACUGAAAUGGCCCGAAAGCCUAUGUGACUGGAUCAAGACUUCUCCUUACAGAAGUAGAUGUGCCUUGGGUGUGUCUCAUAUUGUAGAGUAACGUUGGGUCAUGUUAAAUCCCAGGGCUUUCCAAGCUAUAAGGGUUGUGAUGUUGUUAUCCACAAUGUUUGUGCCUUUUUUAGAUUUCUAUUGUUACGCUUUAUGGCAAUGUGUAGUAGUUUUCUAUGAAUCAUUGGAAGCCUCAUAAUGAAAGGGUCCGAGAUUAGAACUGCGUUAUUUAAAUGGUUAACUUUUAACAAUUAUAACUGCUAUCUUUAAAAACUGCAUGAAAGCAGGAUUAUUACCUAUUGUGUUCCUUUUUUUUUUUUUUUCUUAUGCUAAAUUGACAAUAAAAUUUAGGACACGUUUUUGGGUGCAUUCAGAACGAAUAUGUAAUCCUGUGAAUUUGUUGUAACUGACAGCAAUUUCAUACUUGUAGUACAGUUUAUAACAAGGGUGCCCAUACUUGACUGAACAUUUGUCCUGUACGGAAGUCAUAUCAGAUUGCAAGUAGGAUCUGUACAAUGUUUCUGUGUGAGACUUUAACCCUCGGAAAGGGUUUAAACACAUAGCUAAGUACAACAAGGGGGCUUAGUGCAAAAACAAAAAUGCUUUUGAGGAAAUUAAAAUAUUUUUUUGGUUUUGCAUUGGAACCUCGCUUUAACUAAAAUAUGACAGUGUUUCCUGUCUGUCUGAGCAUUUUCUCUGUACACUGGGAGUGCUGUGACACAAGCAACAGGUUGCCAAAACGUAGACUGUAUGAUUCUCUAGGGUUAAGCUUUAUUAAAAUGUGACGUGGAAGCACAGUGUUGAGAAAUCUAAAAGGCUAGCCCUGUAAAUAUGCAACAGACUGAACAAAUCAUUGUCAGUUACCUGUUUCCCUACACUGUGAUUUCAUCUGUCUUGUAUACCUCUAAGGAUAAAGUCUGUGUUUGAGUUCCCAGAUAAUGACAGAUUAAGCAAUAAGGGUUGACGGCUAUUUCGAGGUCUGAACUCGAGUGCCUUUCAGCCCUAUGUAAGUUCAAUGUUAGAUAACAUCUGUGGUGAAGGAUCCCAUUCACAUGGAAGAGAGGUUAUUGCUAGAGUUGGAGAUCUAUUUAAAAAAAGGCUGAUCAGGAGGAUGGGAUCUUGUUUAAAACAAGACUCCAAUAUGGGGGGAGGGGGGGGGAUGAACAUGUAACACUGUGCUUCUCAAGUCAUUCCCUUAUCAGGUCAGAUAUAUAAAGGAACUGUGUCUACAUGAACACCAAUCACAAUAAAUUAUCUACUGAACAGGUCAGAAAAGGAACUGCUUUAAAAGGACAGUAAACACCUUGAGUUUUGUAUAUAAAAGUUAUGGUUUUAUCAGAUGCAGGUGAUGUGUGAGCGGCCGCUCCAAACUCUCUGGUCGGCGUCGACUGUGGCUCAAACAAAUGACGUCAUAGACGUUGCCGUGACUUCGGCUGUAUUGGCAAAGGUGCUCGCGGUGACAGGGUGCUGUGCCUAGGAGGCAAUGAAUCACAUUGCCAUAUGCAGAAAUUGUGCUGCCUAAUCUUUACUUUUUUAAGUUAUGGUUUACUUGUGUGUAAUGAAACAACUUUGCAAUAUAUGUUUAUUUUGCCCCCUUUUCAUGUUGUGUAUCUCUGAAAACUGAACAAUGUCUAAUUCCCAGAACUUAAACUGUACCCUGCUGACUUCUUAAGGCUAACUCUUCUACAUAGUUCUCCCUAAUUAGCUUUAGCUGAUAAUUAAUGAUAAGCAAUGCACUUAACCGUGCUCUAAAGCCUAGAUUGAUUCCUCCGAAUAAGCCAAAUAGUGGGUAAAGUUUAGCAGUUGAAUAAAAAUGCAAUAAAAAGGAUGUUAAUUUGUUUUGAAAACAUUGACUUGUUAUGCUGUAUGUGAGAUCAGAAACACUGCAUAUAGAAAUAGACAAAUGCAAGAGAUGAGCCCCGUUAUCAAGGGAAGGGACCUACUUAAGUAGAAUAUUCAUUGUAAAACAAUGACUACUAACAUGAAUUCUGUCAUUAGAAUGUUUCUUUAAAAUAAAAAUUAGAAUACAGUACCCCAAUAAACUUACACUGAAGCCUGAUAAUUCACAUUUUGAAAGUUAAAUUUGAUAGCUGAAUAUUGCAAUAAAGGACCAUUAAAAACAGCAUAAUUGGGUGCAUAAUAAAAAUUCAAUAAAUGCAACAGCACUUUUUCUGACAAACUUCAAAAUGUACCUACAUUUCCAGAACCUGUAUCAUGUGACGGUAACCAGACUGAUAAACAUAUACACUGAACUCCUGCACAUGCUCAGUAGUAGCUGGUGCCCCCAAUUUUGCAUAUAAAUAGAUUGUGCACAAUAUAAUAUUGGAAAGUAUCUAAAAAACAAAAUCAGAUAAACUGCAUGCUCUUUAAGGGAAAUGUAAUUUUGCAAAAAACACUUUUUCUGUUUGACAUCCUUUCCAAUGAAUUGCCAAGCAUUUGUUUUUCGUCUAUCCAACCCUUGUCCUAUUUAGUUUCUAAAUGAUAAUAUAAAAGAACAAAAUUAGCACUCGGUGCAGCCCACAUAAGUUUUUCAAUUAAUGGCUAUAACCGGUACCAUUGUGGUAGUGGCACAGAAUUUAUUGAAGUAGUCAAUAGCCCUGCUCUAGUAAUAUUCAACUGUUUAUUUUUAUAUGUCUAUCCUUUUUAAUGAGGCACAAGACCAAACCAAGUGGUAUACUAUAAGUGGACUACUAGUUUCUGCACAGUGAUUAAAGGGAUAUGAAACCCAAUUUUUUUUUUCUUUCAUGAUUGAGAGAGCAAAAACAGCAACAAUCUAAUUUACUCCUAUUAUCAAUUUUUCUUCAUUCUUGUGCUAUCUUUAUUUGAAAAAGGAGGAAUGUAAGCUUAGGAGCUGGCCCAUUUUUGGUACAGCACCUGGGUAGCGGUUGCUGAUUGGGGGCUAAAUGCAGCCACCAAUCGGCAAGCGCUAUCCAGGGUUCUGAACCAAAAAAUGGGCCAGCUCCUAAGCCUACAUUCCUCCUUUUUCAAAUAAAGAUAGCAAUAGGACUAAAACGAAUAGGAGUAAAUUAGAGCAUGCAAUUUUAAACAACUUUCUAUCUGAAUCAGGAAAGACAAAACCCAAAUUUGUUGUCCUUUUAAGUGACCUUCAAAAUACGUACAGACCAUAAUAGCCCAAAAUUUAAAGACAAGUUGGAGAGAAAAGGACAUUAAAUGGUUCUUUUAGUAAAAACAAAUGUUAAAGGGACAGUAUACUAUAAAAUUGUUUUUCCCUUAAUGUGUUUCCAGUGACAUUUUUUUUUUUUUACCAACUGCAGAAUAUAACAUGCAUGAGAAUUGGUUUUUAAAGGGACAGUCUAGCCCAAAAUAAACUUUCAUGAUUCAGAUAGAGCAUGUAAUUUUAAACAAUUAUCCAAUUUACUUUUAUCACCAAUUUUGCUUUGUUCUCUUGGUUUUCUUAGUUGAAAGCUUAACCUAGGAGGUUCAUAUGCUAAUUUCUUAGACCUUGAAGGCCACCUCUUUUCAGAAUGCAUUUUAACAGUUUUUCACCUCUAGAGGCUGUUAGUUCACGUAUUUCAUAUAGAUAACACUGUGCUCGUGCAUGUGAAGUUAUCUGGGAGCAGGCACUGAUUUGGCUAGACUGAAAGUCUGUCAAAAGAACUGAAAUAAAGGGGCAGUUUGCAGAGGCUUAGAUAAAAGAUAAUCACAGAGGUUAAAAGUAUAUUAUAACUGUUGGUUAUGCAAAACUGGGGAAUGGGUAAUAAAGGGAUUAUUUAUCUUUUUAAAACAAUAAAAAUUCUGGUGUAGACUGUCCCUUUAAGGUUUAUUUGUGUAUAUGAAUUAGCUGAUUUUGUGUUUUGAAGCCACAACCUAAUAAAAUAGGUUGAGCUUGUAGGUAUAAUCAGAUUUAAUUACUUUCACAUCUGCCGUAAACCAAUCACCAAUACUUGGAGAGAACAAUGGAAACAUUUAAAUUGUAUUACUGUAUCUCUUCUAUACCCCACUGGGAGUGUAAUUUCUUCUGCUAAUACCGUAGACUAAAUCAACUGUUUUCAAAUGCCUCUAAGUGUAAUGGAAAUACUUGUAAACAAUUUAAUACACUCCAGCCAGUAAAGUGGAUCAUUGGGAACAAAUUAAAAUGGAGAAAAAGUUUGAGUAAACUGUCCCUUUAAAUCAAAGUAAAACUAAAAAGAAACAGGUUUUGUAAAAAAAUCAAAAGCAACUUGUUUUUUUUGCAAAAUUAGCACUUAAGAAAGUUAUCGUAUCCCUGCCCCCAGUGUUAUAUGGGAGUUGACAUCUUUGAAACUUAGGUUACAUUCUGACUGAUCUAGGUAUAAGUCUGGCUCCCUGUUAUCUAGUCUAUUCACUUAAUAGUAACCAGCCUAGAAGUUUUGACAUCUGGCUAAGAUAAACCUUCCUGCAGAGGCCCCCUCCUCAUUGUAAGGCUGUGACAGAAAGUAAUGUACACUGCACAAAUGUAGUGUAUAUAAAAAAAAUAGUAAAAUCCAUUUAGAAUGAUUAAAAUUGCAAUGAUUUCUAUUAAGUAUAAGACACUGCUUAGUGCUUUUUUUAUGGCAACAAUGAAACUGACUAACAUCCCUUUAACUGCUUUUCUAUAAAAAUGCCCUUCCCUAGAGACUUACAGGAGCAGGGACCAUCUUGCUAUUUGAUGUGUUUACAUAUGUGAUUCUGGGGGUUAAGAAAUAUGUUCUAUCAUUCUCUGAGUUAGGGUUAUUCUGUUUAUUUCACAUCCAAAGUACUGGAAAUACAAUCUGAAUGUUAAAUUAAAUAUUUUGCUGUUUGAUUGGCAUAUGGAACUCCAAUACAUCAUGAACUUUCUGACCACAGAGGGUAACUGCUGUCUAUUUAGCACCUCUUGGGUGUGAUCCCUAAACUGCCAUAUUUUAAUAUUUUGGAAUAUAGUGUUCCUGCAUUUCAUCUCAGUCACAAGCAUUAGAUUUGGUUGUAUACAUUUUAUUUCUUUUUUUUUUUUUUUUUUUUUUUUAAGUAAUGUAUUUGUUAUAAGACUUUCGGCACUGACCUUAUUCAGAGGGUUCAGCUUAAUUGUGUUUUUGUUAGUCCUUUUGUUUUAUAUUAACUUUUUUUUUUUUUUAUAUAUUUUUAACUCAACUGUGGUUUGGAUACAAUGCUUCUAGCUCUAGGCAACCUCUUAAUUUAUUACUUGCAUACAGACACUAGAAACAGGUUGUGUAUUUGAAAAGAUUUUUCUAUAUGUAUUUUGUACUGUGUAGCAUAUCAAUAAAUAUUUUUGUAAUCUUUUCAAA